This is a messenger RNA of Myxocyprinus asiaticus (Chinese sucker), 3448 nucleotides long. Its product is annotated as calcium-activated chloride channel regulator 3A-1-like. The record is from RefSeq and is a predicted model, not a curated record. NCBI's taxonomy places the organism in Eukaryota, Metazoa, Chordata, Actinopteri, Cypriniformes, Catostomidae. Gene Ontology annotation, biological process: chloride transport. Gene Ontology annotation, molecular function: intracellularly calcium-gated chloride channel activity. The transcript is spliced from 14 exons. The coding region runs from base 36 to 2753 and encodes 905 amino acids.
UGCAUUGUGGAGUUGCUGUUCAUAACUCUACAGCUAUGGACUCAAGAGCUGUGUUUCUCUUUGUAUGGAUGUUGCUGUCGUCCACCUCCACUGGAAUCAAACUAGAUGGAAAUGGAUAUGUUGAUAUUGUCAUUGCAAUCAGUUCAACUGUACCAGAGGACAUGACACUCAUUGACAAAAUAAAGGACAUGGUUACUGAAGGUUCUGAAUAUCUUUUUCAAGCACUGGAUCAAAAAGUCUAUUUCAAAGAAGUCGCUAUAUUAGUUCCACCCCAAUGGUCUAGUAAGACUUUUGAUAAAGCAAGAACAGAAUCUUAUGAAAAGGCCAAAAUAAGAAUUGAUAAACAGAAUUCUGCAUAUGGUGAUGAUCCCUACACUAAUCAGUAUGGAGAAUGUGGAUCUGAGAGUCAGUACAUUCAUUUCACUCCAAACUUCCUCCUAGAUGACAAACUCAUUCAGCCUUAUGGGUCAAGAGGAAGGGUUUUCGUGCAUGAAUGGGCUCAUCUGAGAUGGGGAGUGUUUGAUGAAUACAGUGUAGAAAAUCCGUUUUAUCUUUCUUAUAGCCACUAUGAAGCUACAAGGUGUAGCAAAAGCAUAACAGGUGUGUUUUAUGACAUUACUACUGGAUCAAAUAGGUGCAGCAUUGAUCCACAAACUUCACUCCCUACGAAGGGGUGCCAGUUUUUGCCGAACAAAGAUCAGAACACAAACAGCUCAAUAAUGUACAUGCAAAGCCUAGAUUCUGUGAAUGCAUUUUGUAGAGAACAGGAGCACAAUAGUGUUGCCCCAAACAUGCAAAAUAAAAAAUGUAGCAACAAAGCGACAUGGACAGUAAUAUUUGAGGAUUCUGUGGACAGCGGCGCCCUUCGUUCUCUAAAACCCCUGCAAUACCCUCCACCAGCACCAUCUUUCAAAGUUGUGCAGAGGAUGAGUCGGGUUGUUUGUCUUGUGCUUGAUGUCUCAGGAAGCAUGCAAGGCUCUAGAAUUCUUCGACAGCAGCAAGCUGCCACACAUUUCCUCCGGCACAUCAUUGAGGAUCAAGCCAGUGUGGGAAUUGUGACCUUUAGUGAUAAUGCUUAUACUCUUAGCAGCUUGACUCUUAUUGACAGUGAGACCACAAGAGAGAUUCUCAUCAAAAAGUUGCCAAGUACAGCAAAUGGUGGCACAUACAUCUGUAAAGGCCUCAAUGAAGGCUUUAAGGUACUUAAAGAGGACAAUUUGGAUGUUGUAGGAGAUGAAAUAAUUUUUCUGACAGAUGGUGAGGCAUCAGACAACAUUAAUGAUUGUGUUCCAACUGCAAUACAAAGUGGUGCCAUUAUACAUACAAUAGCUUUGGGUCCCAGUGCAGAUAAUGCACUGAAGUUGAUGGCAGACAGCACAGGGGGGAAAUUUAUCAUAGCCGGUGAUGAUCUUCUUUCUAAUCAGCUAGUGGAUGCAUUUGCUUCACUAACCAUAACAAGUGGAGAUUACACAAAAGAACCAGUUCAGCUAGAGAGUGUUGGAAUGAAAACAGCUGAUUGGUUCAAUGGAACAGUAUCAGUGGAUCAGACUGUUGGGAACAAAACCAACUUUGUAGUAAUCUAUGAAACAAGUUUACCUAGUAUUUACAUACAGACACCAAGUGGCUCAAUGUACAGUCAAACAAAUAUGAGUCACGAUGGCUUGACAAAGACAGUCACUUUAAACAUUCCAGGGACUGCAGAGCCUGGAGAAUGGAAGUACAAUAUUUUAAGCAAAACACUUCAGUCUUUGACUAUGACAGUAACAAGUCAAGCAGCUCGUGCUGAUGUUCCUCCGGUCAUUGUCAAAGCCCACAUGAACCAGCAGUUCAGCGAUGGCAGUAAACCCAUGAUGGUUUUUGCUGAGGUUAGUCAGAAUUACAGGCCUGUAAUCAAUACUGAAGUGUGGGCGACACUGGAGUCUGAAUCUGGGACCACACAAACAUUACAACUCCUGGAUAAUGGAGCAGGGGCUGAUGCUUUCAAAGAUGAUGGCAUAUAUUCCAGAUAUUUCACACAGUUACAAAAUGGGAAAAGCAGCUUGAAAGUAAGAGCGAAGAAUGAAGAUGGGCAAGCCAGAUUUACUCUCCAAAGAGAGGGUGGUGCCCUAUAUGUGCCUGGAUAUGUAGUGAAUGGUGUAGUGGAGCUGAACCCUCCGAAGCCUCCAAUUACUGAGCCAACAGUUACAGUAGGAAGCUUCAUCAGAACAGCCACUGGAGAGAGUUUUGAGGUGUCUAUUCCUACAGGUACAACCCCACCAAAUUUCCCCCCAAACAAAAUAACAGAUCUGAUUGCUGAAAUCCAAGAGAACACUGUGUUUCUCAACUGGACGGCUCCUGGUGCGGAUCUUGACCAGGGAACAGCGAAAUCCUAUGAGAUCAGAUGGAGCGAUGACCUUGAAAUGCUUCGAUUAAACUUCAGCAUUGCUUAUUUAGUCAACACAUCUGCUGUCUUGCCACAGGAGGUUGGAUCAGUUGAACAGCAUUCAUUCAUACCCAAUAUUACAAUCCAAAAUGGCACAACACUUUUCUUUGCUGUUCAGUCUGAGGAUGAAGCAACAAAAUCUGAAAUAUCUAACAUUGCUCAAGCAUCAAAGAUUACCCUUAGUCCAAAUCCUGAGCCCCCAAAACUGUCAAACCCAGGCCAGAACGUGACAGCUAUUGUCAUCUCUGUUUGUGUUGUAACUGUGGCAGUAACUGUUAUUGUUGCUGUAACCACAUGGGCAGUAAGACGAAGAAAACGUUCAAAUUUUUAGACAACAUCCAAUAUUUAAGAUUAAAACAAAUUCUAUUAAUAAUCCUUUUGCCUAAUUUUUAAAUUACUAUAUACAUAUCCAACAACUUUUAAACAUUCUGAUCAGCAAAGUUUCUUAAUUUUCUUUAUUAAGUUUUCUGAAAAGUUUCUUUAUAUUGCAUACUUAUAGUAAAUACAAAUUAUGAAACAUUCUGUGAAAUUAUCUUUGUAGUUUAAAUUUGUUCUCAAAGACAUUGUGUGCUGAUUGAAGGGGGUGGGUGUGGGUGUGGGGGGGGGGGAGUUUGAUACCAUUAUAAAUAGCAAUAUUAUUAUUGAAUUUCAAAUGCAGUUAUCAAUAUUAAUAUUGCAUAUUUUCUGUCGCAUAUAAAUGUACAUUUGACUGUUGAGCAUUCAGUUGUGAGGGAGAUGUGAAUUCACUGAUUUUAACAACAAUAAAAUCAGUAAACAGUAAUCUAUGAAAGGCUAUGACAGUAGGACUUCUUUGCUGAUAUUUAUCUUUCAUUAGUAUCUUAAUUAUUGACAACCUUUUUCAUUAAAGUUCAUUGGAACUGAACAUAUUUACAGAGGGGGGAAAACUCAUAGCUUCAUCCUUAAUUCACGGGGGUCCAGGCUUCAAAGCUCUUGUUAAAUUCUCCUUUGUACUUUCUUUUAUGAAAAUUUACCACAGUUCUUGCAUAGUAUCCAGAGUUUAACUGU